Aphanomyces invadans is the source of this 828-nucleotide messenger RNA. RefSeq lists its product as hypothetical. Gene Ontology annotation, molecular function: protein binding. Bases 41 to 715 code for a protein of 224 amino acids. The transcript has a single exon. Lineage: Eukaryota; Oomycota; Saprolegniomycetes; Saprolegniales; Verrucalvaceae. The record is from RefSeq and is a predicted model, not a curated record.
GCCAGCCGAGGGCGAGAAAGCAACGGCUACAACAGCCGCCAUGUCGGUUCUCGGCUGCAAAGACGUCAUGGCCGUCGUUUGCAGCUACCAAGGCGGUCUAUUCUACGACAUGCUGGCCAUUUACCACCACAUGGUCCCGUAUGAGCUCAAGAAGUACACGUUGCAGUACUGCCCUGACGAUGUCCAAGAGCUCUUGGUCCGGUACCCGCCGUCUCGCCUACUUUUGUUGUCCGAGUGCAUGCCGUACAUGCAAAACGUACUCUUCUUGUUGGCCGCCCAGUUGGGAAACCUCAACCUCCUGAGGGCUCUGGAGGCUCGGUACACAUUGCAGGCCACCCCCGGCAACCUCCUCGAUUUGGCGGCGCAGAAUGGCCACUAUGACGUGUUAACGUACUUGCACUAUCACGCCCCAACAGUUGGCUGCACCACCGCGGCGAUGGAUAUCGCAGCGUCGAAUGGAUACCUCGACAUUGUCAAGUUUCUCCAUACCAAUCGACGCGAAGGCUGCACGACGAUGGCGCUGGACUAUGCGGCAGAACGGGGGCACCUGGAAGUUGUUCGCUUCCUUAACAGAAAUCGACAUGAAGGCGGCGAGCAUGCCAUGCACUAUGCUGCUACAAACGGCCACGUGGACGUGUUUUUAUAUCUGUCCAACGCAACGCGCGGCCUGCUGACGUUUGGCGCGUGCAAUGGAUGCUUGCCCCGGCGAAGAUGAUUAACGAGUGGAGGUUCCUGCAAGAGAGCUUUCGUUGGUAUAGCAGAAGCAGCAAAAGUGAACAGGAGCUUUCACUCAUGGCUGAAGUGCUUGCUAUCGUUCCUGUCGUCAGG